AAAAAAAAAAACAGCAAGUGGUGGGAGCUACAUUAAAAUAUUUUGUUUAAAGUAUUCAAUACCUGAAUGGUCCAUAAAAGUAAUAUUUCAUAGAACGGCAUUGAUGGUGUUCAUAAAACACACAUUGACUGCCAGGUACGGCGAUACACGUCCAAUCUAUUUGACUUGGAGCGGCUUGGAAACAAUCGUGUUUCGGUGCCAGAGACAGCACUGCCAGCCAGUUCCUAUGGAUUGUAUGACGAUUGCCGUCAAUGGCAGUGAAUGAGUUAAAGUCUGUUCCCCCUUAAGCUUACCUCCUUAAAUGAAAAAUCCUUGAACCCUUUCACACAUUUGAUUGAAUACAGUAAUUUCUGAAAUGCCAUUGACAGGAAUAGACGUCCAAUCCAUUUGUACUGUGAGUCAGCUUGGACAUCUGUCCCUGCUAAUGGUUAUAUCAUGUUACUGUGGUAUCUAUACUACCGCAUUUCUCUAAGCAAGCUCACAAAGUGAAUUGGCAGAGCCCAAUUUUUCCAUUUCCGAUUUUAUAUCUUUGCCCAAAAAUAUUAAAGAACUGUGAAUGAAAAAUUAGGUACUUUAUGCACUUAAGUGUAACGUGUAAGGAUUGAUAAUGAUUUAACUUUGCAUAGGGCAUUCAUUUGGAUGGCCCAAAAUGUGAUGUCCAAACAUGUAGGAGCGACUUUAUUAUUUUAUUUUCUGUACAAUAAUAAUAAAAGUCACUUGCCCUAUGAAGGGUUAAAAUCACCUCGGUUAAACAAAGAGACAAUCCGCAAACACACAAUAUCCCAGAAUUCUUUGGGCGCAAAGGCUGCAUAUGACGUCACAUGGAGUAUAUAUACAGCCGCAGAGAAGAAUUUUGCUCUGCCAUUGUUAAAUUUUAGCAACCGGUGCCGGCCGGGGCGGCGAAACCGGCUCGAAGAACAUCUUCUCGCCCCAAAGUCGGCCACGAUAAUAUUGAAACCGGAACUGCUCGACCAAGCGAAACGACGAAACUCGGCCGUGUGGACCGUUCCCUGCCCUGUGAGUGUGCGAGCGGGGGGACGCAGUUUCCAUGGAGGCAGUUUCGUCCCUCAGCCUGAAACGACGAUAUGAAGAGGUGGACAAUGGCUCUCUCUUUUCUACACCUAAAGACUCUGACGAUGACAUCUCCAGUAGCGACAGUGCCGACAGCUGCGACAGCCUCAACCCUCCCUCCAGGACAGAAUUCACCCCCACGUCUAUCCUCAGACAGCACAAGCUGUCGCCACGAGGCAAGCGGGUGCGUUUCGAUGCGGUGACAGUUUAUUACUUCCCACGGAGGCAGGGUUUUACCAGCGUGCCCAGCCAAGGGGGCAGUUCGCUGGGCAUGGCCCACAACCACUCGUCUAUCCGUCAUUACACGCUGGGCGAGUUUGCUCGGGAGCAAGAGAGCAGUCACCGACACACCUUACGCCAGCACCUGCGGCAGGAGAAGCUCAAUGCACGCAAGCUGACGCUUUAUACAAAUCAGCAAUCCUUGAUCGCAGGUCUUCAGACAGCUCUGACCGAGCCAUUAUGCACAUCAGACAAUGCUUCUCAUCAAGACAAUUAUUACCAGCUGACCCGGAACGGCACGUUAGAGUGUGCCCAAGCAGAACUGCUGACUCUGGACGAUGUGUCGGACGAGGACCUCGACGUGGACGCCGUGGAGGUGGAUGACUGCUUUUUCCUUCAGCCGCUACCCACCAAGCGUCGCAGAGCUCUCCUGCGAGCUUCCGGCAUCGCUCGCAUCGACGCCCGGGAGAAAGCAGAGCUUCGAGCCAUCCGCUUGUCUCGGGAGGAAUGUGGCUGCGACUGUCGUCUGUACUGCGACCCUCGACACUGUGGCUGCAGUCAGGCUGGCAUCAAAUGCCAGGUGGACAGAAUGUCCUUCCCGUGUGGUUGCUCCAGAGAUGGUUGCGGCAACUUAGCGGGCCGUGUCGAGUUUAACCCUCUGCGUGUCCGGACGCACUACCUGCACACCAUCAUGAAGCUGGACCUGGAGAAGAGGAGGGUGCUGCUACAAGUGCCGGGGCAGACUUACACCGAGUCAGAUCACGUGUCGUCCCCGUUCUCUACGUGUUCCUCGUCUCCGGGCCUGGAAGAGAGUGAGGUGCGUGCGUGCGUCUUGGAGGCAGAGGACGACAUCCUUGAGAGGGAAAACGAGACGGCCGUGUUGCACCUACAAAGCGCCGAGGAACAGGAGAGGAGGGCGGAGGAGCCACAGGUGGAGGAGGUUCUCCUGCAGGGGCCUUUCCCAACCGGAACCGCUGUGCUCUGCAUUAACCAAGAAGAGGAAAGUCCAGCUGAUCUUCUCAGAGACUCCGCCCCUCUUCACUACUACCAACUCAGCUCCGCCCUGGAGCUGGCGGAGGAGGAAACUCAAGAAGCCACUGGAGGUGACGAGUGUUCAAGCAACUGUCUCCAAAGUGACCAAUCUAAGCUCCACAAAGAAGGUCGAGAAGAAAACAUGGACGCAGCGGCGUUGACGGACCCGCUUCCGUCUGACGUUUAGCCUGAGCUUCUCUGCAGAUGUUUUGCACAAAUAACGUCAAAGAAGUAAUAACACAUUUCACGUCCUUAUCAGUUGCAAUGGCGUAGGCUGGAGCACAUGGAGAUCAGGAGUAAUAUGUUAUGGUAUAUGCAGUCACAUGACUAUCGUUGUGAAUUGUGUUGGGGGCGGUGAACACAGCCUUAUGCAAAAAAAAAAAAAAAAAAAUGAAGGAG
Molecule: messenger RNA, 2721 nt
Organism: Corythoichthys intestinalis (scribbled pipefish)
Lineage: Eukaryota; Metazoa; Chordata; Actinopteri; Syngnathiformes; Syngnathidae
Gene: csrnp2
Product: cysteine-serine-rich nuclear protein 2
Exons: 6
Coding region: 1049-2509 (486 amino acids)
Biological process (GO): regulation of transcription by RNA polymerase II
Cellular component (GO): nucleus
Molecular function (GO): DNA-binding transcription factor activity, RNA polymerase II-specific; sequence-specific DNA binding
Source: RefSeq, a predicted model, not a curated record